Molecule: messenger RNA, 924 nt
Organism: Microthlaspi erraticum
Lineage: Eukaryota; Viridiplantae; Streptophyta; Magnoliopsida; Brassicales; Brassicaceae
Source: the annotation of a GenBank genome assembly
AUGACUUGGUGCAAUGACCGUAGCGAUGUUCAGACCGUUGAAAGAAUCAUUCCAUCACCGACAGCGGCUGAGUCUCCCGUAGCCUCAUUUCCGGUCUCUUGUCACAAAACCUGUCCUUCUUGUGGCCAUAACUUCAAGUUUCAUGAACAGGCGGGAAUCCAUGACUUGCCAGGGCUGCCUGCCGGAGUGAAAUUUGAUCCGACGGAUCAAGAAGUAUUGGAACAUCUUGAAGCGAAGGUGAGAGACGACGCAAGAAAGCUUCAUCCUCUCAUCGAUGAGUUUAUUCGUACCAUUGAUGGUGAAAAUGGCAUCUGUUAUACCCAUCCUGAGAAACUGCCAGGAGUGAGCAAGGACGGGACGGUCCGUCAUUUCUUCCACCGACCGUCAAAGGCAUACACGACGGGAACAAGAAAGAGACGUAAAGUGCACACCGAUUCCGAAGUCGGUGGCGAGACACGGUGGCACAAGACCGGCAAAACACGGCCAGUUCUCUCCGGAGGGAGAGUGAGAGGCUACAAGAAAAUCCUAGUGCUCUACACAAACUACGGCAAGCAAAAAAAACCCGAGAAGACUAAUUGGGUAAUGCAUCAGUAUCAUCUUGGCACAAACGAAGAAGAGAAAGAAGGCGAGCUCGUCGUCUCCAAAGUCUUCUACCAGACUCAACCACGCCAAUGCGGUGGCUCACUUGCUGCCGCAGCCACCGCAAAAGAGCGGCCUUACCUCCACGCCCACCACCUCGGUAGUAACGGUGGUCGCCACCUUCACUACCAUCUUCAUCAUAACAAUGGUAACGUUAAGAGCACUGGCGGUGGUGGAUCCGCCGGAGCCGGUGAGUAUUAUAGCAAUAUUCCGGCGAUCAUCUCGUUUACUCAGACCGGGAUACAGAACCAUUUGAUUCAUGACUCUCAACCUUUUAUCCCUUAA